Messenger RNA from Haliotis rufescens (red abalone), 11460 nucleotides. RefSeq lists its product as uncharacterized. The coding region runs from base 170 to 8575 and encodes 2801 amino acids. Gene Ontology annotation, biological process: proteolysis. Lineage: Eukaryota; Metazoa; Mollusca; Gastropoda; Lepetellida; Haliotidae. The transcript is spliced from 9 exons. The record is from RefSeq and is a predicted model, not a curated record. Gene Ontology annotation, molecular function: cysteine-type peptidase activity; protein binding. Gene Ontology annotation, cellular component: nucleus; cytoplasm.
UAUUCCUGGCAGGUGUUGCAUAACCGCCAUAUCGCACAGAGAGCGGGUGGGCGAUGUUUCGCGCACAGUAUAGAUCAGUAUAGCACAGUAAGGUUCUGUGAAGAUUCUCUGAUUCUACUCUAUGGCAUCACUUGGCCUUAGCAAAAGCAUGUCCAGCGAUUACACCUGAAUGGCCUACUACUACCGUGAUCGCGUCAGCCCCUUCAGGGCGCCAGAGGCGUGUCAGAUCCUCAACUCCCCAGACCUGACGCGCGUGAUCCGCACCGCUCCACGGGCCGUCAGUGGGGGUGAGGUCUAUGUGUAUUGCAUAGAGGAGGGAACGGACCCAGAGGGAUGGAAGGAUGACAACAUACACUUCCAACAUGAUGGAACAAGUAAACAGCCCCAAAAGAACCCUACAAUCCAAAAAACAUUUUUCCAAGCCAAAUUCAGUGACACAGAAUUUUCCCGAGAUUUCAUAAAGCAUGUGUAUGUCCUGCAUCCCAAUCCAAAUCAGUUUGUCUUGAUACACUAUCUAGGCAAUGCAUCCAUAUCCAAAGAGCCACCAUGGCCAAGAAGAGCCAGCAAGUCCACUCUGGUCAAGCAAGGCCAUUCUUCUACAGGCUGUGCCCCAGGGACAUCAGGGUCAGUCAGUGACGGUGCUGGAGAGUGUCACAGCUCCUUUGACAUCAAUGUGGGUGAAGAUGAUGACUGUCCUGUUCCACCAAAGAAACAAAAACUGCAAGGUAAACGAACUGAAUUAAAACGUAAAGUUGAAGCUAUCCUAGCUGACUUUGUCAAUCCUACACUAUGGGAAGAUGACAGAGAUUUGAGAAAUAAAGGCACACAGAGCAGCAGAAGUGUCUCUGACCAGAUAGAAGAUCUGGUGACCUCGGGGCAGUUUGCCUCCAUUGUGGAUAGACUUCUGUGCGAUGGAAGUUGGCAGGUGAGACGAGAAGUGCGCUCCAGCACCAACCCAUGCCUGUCUCUCUCGGAGCAAGUCAUGCAGCUGUGGCCAGAGGAUGUCCAGGAUGCACGAGCCAGGCUGCAAGACUUGGAGGUGGUGUGCCUGCCUCAGUUUGAGGAGCUCCAACAGGAGACUCUGAUGGCGCUUCUGUCGGCUGUGGUUGUAGGGGCACACAGAACAGACACACCAACCCUCAGCUUCAUGUUCACCCUACAGCAAUGGCCCGGCCACUUAGACCAGUCAGAGAUUGAAGAGGUGGAGGUGGAUGUCACAGCCGUGUACAGGGUCGGCGACAUGACCAUAGCAGGCAGCAGUCUUGCCACAUUGCAGGGGAGGAAAUGGCUGGAUGACGAUGUGAUAGCGUGUUACCUAUGCCUGCUGCGUGAGGGUUGUCAGCUGCGACACCACUGCUAUGUGUUACCCUGCAAGCUGGCCGCACUGUGGGAGAGGAAACAGUUCAGGCAGUGGAUGUAUGAAGAUGUGGAUCUGACUGUGUUCACCUGGCUCCUGAUGCCAGUGUGUGUGGCAGACAGUCACUGGAUGCUUCUUGUUGCCAAUGUCAGGGAAAGGACAGUGGGUGUCAUCGAUUCAAGACCGUCAGAUCAAACAUCCAAGUAUAUUUCACACUGGAGACAGUACAUGGCAGUGAGGAGUGAGGAGACCGGACAGAUUUUGACAAGAUGGAGGGCGAGGCAGUACAAGACACUUCCACAGACAGACACUGACAGCUGUGGAGUCCAUGUCCUGAUGGCUGCUGAGACACUUCUGAAGGGCCAGCCCCCGUGUGUGAUGAGGAACUGUCACGCGAGGAGAUUCCGGUGCUACGCUCUACACAGACUACUGUCUCAUGCCCACAUGCAGGCUCUCAACACAGGGGGUACAGACUCCCCACAGAUUGUCUGCAUGGACUCUCCACACAUGACAGGUCCUCAGUGUACUUCCAGUAGACCUUCCAGUCAGGCAGCAGCAUCAACAGCCCUCACUCCAUUGUCAACCGUCUGUCGCCACCUCUACAGCAACAACAAGAUCUUAUUUGCUGCUCUUCUGCUGCUGGCCAUGCAGGGUGGGGAGAUGGAAGCAAGGCUCUGGAGCUUUCCCAGGAGAAGAUAUUUUGGUAAUGAUUAUAAUGAUAGGAGGAGAUGGGAGCAGUGGGACUGGGGACUGCAGAUGAGUGGAGUGGAGGACCUCUCGAGGGCAUACUCUUAUAAUGAUAUCAGUCAGUGCAGGGACAUUCUAGAAUGUAAAUUAUUAAGGUCUGAUCUGUAUGUCCAGUGCAAGCAGGAGCUGUUUCUGACUUUAAAUACAAUACUUGAAGAACAAACAGAACACAUCAUCAACACAUUACCAUUGCAGUUUGUCUAUCAGCAUGUGCAUGUUCAACAACCUACAACCACCAGGACACUGUAUGUGUUGAUCCGUCCAUGUCACUACCCGCUGCUGGCGAGGAGAUUUGCUGCAGCAGUAGCAGCCCGGAGAUACGCCCGUGUGUUCCGUCACCCAGCAUGUAAUGAACAAGAGUUUGUCCAGCAUCUUGCUGCAGAGGUGAAGGAGCUGACAUCAGCUGACAGACAUAUGAUCCACAGCUCCACUGACACUGAUGUUGGAGGCCCCUUUCUGUCCUGGCUGUGCUCCAGCAGGGAGAGAUUCCUCUAUGACAGUUUCUCUACACAGGACACCUCCUCUCUACAGGACUGUACACUGGAGGUGAAGGUCAGGUCAGCCCUUGCCUGCUGCCGGUCAGGUAAUGUCCGGGUCCUGAAACAGCUGGUAUGUGAUGCGAAUGUGGACAUUGUAAGUGGACAGGUGACUGACAAGUCUGGGUCUACACCUCUACAUGAAGCAUCCUGGAGUGAGGCAGUGGUGAGAUUACUACUGGACAAGAAUGCUGAUGUAUCAGUGACUGACAAGUCUGGGUCUACACCUCUACAUAAAGCAUGUGAGAGUGGGAGUGAGGCAGUGGUGAGAUUACUACUGGAGAAGAAUGCUGAUGUAUCAGUGACUGACAAGUCUGGGUCUACACCUCUACAUAAAGCAUGUGAGAGUGGGAGUGAGGCAGUGGUGAGAUUACUACUGGAGAAGAAUGCUGAUGUAUCAGUGACUGACAAGUCUGGGUCUACACCUCUACAUACAGCAUGUGGGAGUGGGAGUGAGGCAUUGGUGAGAUUACUACUGGAGAAGAAUGCUGAUGUAUCAGUGACUGACAAGUCUGGGUCUACACCUCUACAUACAGCAUGUGGGAGUGGGAGUGAGUUAGUGGUGAGAUUACUACUGGAGAAGAAUGCUGAUGUAUCAGUGACUGACAUGUCUGGGUCUACACCUCUACUUAAAGCAUGUGGGAGUGGGAGUGAGUCAGUGGUGAGAUUACUACUGGAGAAGAAUGCUGAUGUAUCAGUGGCUGAUUGCUCGGGGUCUACACCUCUAUUUAAAGCAUGUGGUAGUGGGAGUGAGUCAGUGGUGAGAUUACUACUGGAGAAGAAUGCUGAUGUAUCAGUGACUGACAUGUCUGGGUCUACACUUCUACAUAAAGCAUGUGGGAGUGGGAGUGAGUCAGUGGUGAGAUUACUACUGGAGAAGAAUGCUGAUGUAUCAGUGACUGACAUGUAUGGGUCUACACUUCUACAUAAAGCAUGUGGGAGUGGGAGUGAGUCAGUGGUGAGAUUACUACUGGACAAGAAUGCUGAUGUAUCAGUGGCUGAUGAUAAUGGGUCUACACCUCUACAUAAAGCAUGUGAGAGUGGGAGUGAGGCAGUGGUGAGAUUACUACUGGAGAAGAAUGCUGAUGUAUCAGUGACUGACAAGUCUGGGUCUACACCUCUACAUAAAGCAUGUGGGAGUGGGAGUGAGUCAGUGGUGAGAUUACUACUGGAGAAGAAUGCUGAUGUAUCAGUGACUGACAUGUCUGGGUCUACACCUCUACAUAAAGCAUGUGAGAGUGGGAGUGAGGCAGUGGUGAGAUUACUACUGGAGAAGAAUGCUGAUGUAUCAGUGACUGACAAGUCUGGGUCUACACCUCUACAUACAGCAUGUGGGAGUGGGAGUGAGGCAUUGGUGAGAUUACUACUGGAGAAGAAUGCUGAUGUAUCAGUGACUGACAAGUCUGGGUCUACACCUCUACAUACAGCAUGUGGGAGUGGGAGUGAGUCAGUGGUGAGAUUACUACUGGAGAAGAAUGCUGAUGUAUCAGUGACUGACAUGUCUGGGUCUACACCUCUACUUAAAGCAUGUGGGAGUGGGAGUGAGUCAGUGGUGAGAUUACUACUGGAGAAGAAUGCUGAUGUAUCAGUGGCUGAUUGCUCGGGGUCUACACCUCUAUUUAAAGCAUGUGGGAGUGGGAGUGAGUCAGUGGUGAGAUUACUACUGGAGAAGAAUGCUGAUGUAUCAGUGACUGACAUGUCUGGGUCUACACUUCUACAUAAAGCAUGUUGGAGUGGGAGUGAGUCAGUGGUGAGAUUACUACUGGAGAAGAAUGCUGAUGUAUCAGUGACUGACAUGUAUGGGUCUACACUUCUACAUAAAGCAUGUGGGAGUGGGAGUGAGUCAGUGGUGAGAUUACUACUGGAGAAGAAUGCUGAUGUAUCAGUGGCUGAUGAUAAUGGGUCUACACCUCUACAUAAAGCAUGUGAGAGUGGGAGUGAGUCAGUGGUGAGAUUACUACUGGAGAAGAAUGCUGAUGUAUCAGUGACUGACAAGUCUGGGUCUACACCUCUACAUAAAGCAUGUGGGAGUGGGAGUGAGUCAGUGGUGAGAUUACUACUGGAGAAGAAUGCUGAUGUAUCAGUGACUGACAAGUCUAGGUCUACACCUCUACAAAAAGCAUGUGGGAAUGGGAGUGAGGCAUUGGUGAGAUUACUACUGGACAAGAAUGCUGAUGUAUCAGUGACUGACAAGUUACAGGGGUCUACACCUCUACAUAGAGCAUGUUGGAGUGGGAGUGAGGCAGUGGUGAGAUUACUACUGGAGAAGAAUGCUGAUGUAUCAGUGACUGACAAGUCUGGGUCUACACCUCUACAUACAGCAUGUGGGAGUGGGAGUGAGUCAGUGGUGAGAUUACUACUGGAGAAGAAUGCUGAUGUAUCAGUGACUGACAAGUCUGGGUCUACACCUCUACAUAAAGUAUGUGGGAGUGGGAGUGAGUCAGUGGUGAGAUUACUACUGGACAAGAAUGCUGAUGUAUCAGUGGCUGAUGAUGAUGGGUCUACACCUCUACAUAAAGCAUGUGGGAAUGGGAGUGAGGCAGUGGUGAGAUUACUACUGGAGAAGAAUGCUGAUGUAUCAGUGACUGACAAGUCUGGGUCUACACCUCUAUUUAAAGCAUGUGGGAGUGGGAGUGAGUCAGUGGUGAGAUUACUACUGGAGAAGAAUGCUGAUGUAUCAGUGACUGACAUGUCUGGGUCUACAUCUCUACAUAAAGCAUGUGGGAAUGGGAGUGAGGCAGUGGUGAGAUUACUACUGGAGAAGAAUGCUGAUGUAUCAGUGACUGACAUGUCUGGGUCUACAUCUCUACAUAAAGCAUGUGGGAAUGGGAGUGAGGCAGUGGUGAGAUUACUACUGGAGGAGAAUGCUGAUGUAUCAGUGACUGACAAGUCUGGGUCUACACCUCUACAAAAAGCAUUUGGGAAUGGGAGUGAGGCAGUGGUGAGAUUACUACUGGAGAAGAAUGCUGAUGUAUCAGUGACUGAUGAUAAUGGGUCUACACCUCUACAUACAGCAUGUGGGAGUGGGAGUGAGGCAUUGGUGAGAUUACUACUGGAGAAGAAUGCUGAUGUAUCAGUGACUGACAAGUCUGGGUCUACACCUCUACAAAAAGCAUUUGGGAAUGGGAGUGAGGCAGUGGUGAGAUUACUACUGGACAAGAAUGCUGAUGUAUCAGUGACUGAUGAUAAUGGGUCUACACCUCUACAUACAGCAUGUGGGAGUGGGAGUGAGGCAUUGGUGAGAUUACUACUGGAGAAGAAUGCUGAUGUAACAGUGACUGACAAGUCUGGGUCUACACCUCUACAUAAAGCAUGUUGGAGUGAGAAUGAGUCAGUGGUGAGAUUACUACUGGGGAAGAAUGCUGAUGUAUCAGUGACUGACAAGUCUGGGUCCACACCUCUACAUAAAGCAUGUGGGAAUGACAGUGAGAGUGAGGCAGUGGUGAGAUUACUACUGGAGAAGAAUGCUGAUGUAUCAGUGGCUAAUGAUUAUGGGUCUACACCUCUACAUGAGGCAUGUGAGAGUGACAGAGAGAGUGAGUCAGUGGUGAGAUUACUACUGGAGAAGAAUGCUGAUGUAUCAGUGGCUAAUGAUUAUGGGUUAACACCUCUACAUAAAGCAUGUUGGACUGGGAGUGAGGCAAUGGUGAGAUUACUACUGGAGAAGAAUGCUGAUGUAUCAGUGACUAAUUAUAAUGGGUCUACACCUCUACAUACAGCAUGUGGGAAUGAUGAGGCAGUGGUGAGAUUACUACUGGAGAAGAAUGCUGAUGUAUCAGUGACUGACAAGUCUGGGUCUACACCUCUACAUAAAGCAUGUGAGAGUUGGAGUGAAGAAGUGGUGAGAUUACUACUGGAGAAGAAUGCUGAUGUAUCAGUGACUGACAAGUCUGGGUCUACACCUCUACAUAAAGCAUGUGAGAGUGAGAGUGAAGAAAUGGUGAGAUUACUACUUGAGAAGAAUGCUGAUGUAUCAGUGACUGACAAGUCUGGGUCUACACCUCUACAUAAAGCAUGUGGGAGUGGGAGUGAGUCAGUGGUGAGAUUACUACUGGAGAAGAAUGCUGAUGUAUCAGUGGCUGAUGAUGAUGGGUCUACACCUCUACUUAAAGCAUGUUGGAGUGGGAGUGAGUCAGUGGUGAGAUUACUACUGGAGAAGAAUGCUGAUGUAUCAGUGGCUGAUGAUGAUGGGUCUACACCUCUACAUAAAGCAUGUUGGAGUGGGAGUGAGUCAGUGGUGAGAUUACUACUGGACAAGAAUGCUGAUGUAUCAGUGACUGAUGAUAAUGGGUCUACACCUCUACAUAAAGCAUGUGGGCGUUUGAUUGGGAGUGAGGCAGUGGUGAGAUUACUACUGGAGAAUGGUGCAGAUCCAGAUGCAGUUGACAACCACGGCCUGACACCAGACAGGACAGUUUGCUCUGCAGCAAUAAGGAAAAUUGUCUCUACAGCUAGAAGACAUCGAGCUGUGAGGACAGAUGCUCCUGGAUGGUGUGAUAUCCGAUCAAGUCAGCAGACUGGAACACCAGAGACUCUCUACCAGCAAUCUCAACUCAUGACACAGUCAGGUGGAUCUCAGCUCAUGACACAGUCAGUUGGAUCUCAGCUCAUGACACAGUCAUUUGGAUCUCAGCUCAUGACACAGCCAGGUGUACCUCAGCUCAUGACACAGGCAUUUGGAUCUCAGCUCAUGACACAGUCAGUUGGAUCUCAGCUCAUGACACAGUCAGGUGGAUCUCAGCUCAUGACACAGUCAGGUGGAUCUCAGCUCAUGACACAGUCAGUUGGAUCUCAGCUCAUGACACAGUCAGUUGGAUCUCAGCUCAUGACACAGCCACGUGUACCUCAGCGCAAGGCACAGUCAGGUGGAUCUCAGCUCAUGACACAGUCAGGUGGAUCUCAGCUCCUGACACAGUCAGGUGGAUCUCAGCUCAUGACACAGUCAGGUGGAUCUCAGCUCAUGACACAAUCAGGUGGAUCUCAGCUCAUGACACAGUCAGGUGGAUCUCAGCUCAUGACACAGCCAGGUGUACCUCAGCGCAAGGCACAGUCAGGUGGAGCUCAGCUUGUGGGACAGUUGGGGCACACUCAACUCACCCCCCACCUGGGUGGACCUCAAGUGAUAGGACACUUGGAACACACUCAGCUCACAACACAGUCCGGUGGAUCUCAUAUUGAAGGGCAGUUUGGUCACACUCAGGUCACUCAGGUGGGGCACACUGAGGUCACUCAGUUAAACGUUCAUCAAGAUUCACCAAUUUUCAUGCCAGAUACAUCCUGGCUUCCAACCAAUGCAGACAUAGCCCCAAGAUCUUCCUCAGUGUCUAGACAAGUAGGGACAUCUCAGAGCUUGAUGUCAGCCCAAGGUGCACCUCAGAGCUUGAUGUCAGCCCAAGGUGCACCUCAGAGCUUGAUGUCAGCCCAAGGUGCACCUCAGAGCUUGAUGUCAGCCCAAGGUACCCGUGCACUUCAGGGCAGUAUAAUAUCAUUUAGGGGUAGUGACUAUACUGCACAAACAGCAACACUACCUAUGAAGGUUGCACCUGAUGGCAUGAUCUCUUCCUCAGAUGAUCCAAGUUUAAAUCAAAACAAUCUACCUGCACUCAACACUGAUCCUUUCAUCCUAUCUCCGAAUAUGCUUUUAAGAUUGAACAACAACCAGCACUUCGGGCACACUCCUGCAAAUGAGGCCACUACAACUGUGACAGCCACUGAACAAAGCAUAAUGCCAAGCAUUUCUGGUAACCAACCUAUACCACAACCACCUGUGAGCACCCCCAAUGAGGGACAUGGUCUGGUGCCAAGCAACACCCAGGACUAUUAUCCUUCUGUCUCCAUGUCCAGCACAGCAAUGUCUCCACAAGGGGCACCACCCAUUUACAGUCAUACAAAUUCACAAAGCUUCCUGCUUCCAAAUGUACGAUUCAGAUUCUAGUUGAUGUUGAUGUUUAGAAACAGAGUACUGCAAGUCUAAACAGUCAGCCACUACAAAGAGUAUGAAUAAACAAUAUCUUGCUGAGAUACAAAAUGUAAAAAAUCGGUGACACUGCACAAGAAGUAGUAUUCUAUAAUUGUCUACCAUUACUGAACUUACAGGGAAGAUCAUCUAAUGACUACUUCCUCAAGCACCUGUUACUGGAUCUGUACACUUUUAACUACUUGCCUCCUGCUUGGCAACAGAAUGUAGCAGCACCCCUUCUCAUAAAAAAACAGAUACCGGUAUCAGAUACAAGGUUCCAAUAUCCUUUCUAAAGGCAUUAGAGUUGAAGCCAAGACCCUUUCCUGAAGGCAGUGGAGUAUCUGCCAAGACCCUUUCCUGAAGGCAGUGGAGUUGAUGCCAAGACCCAUUCCUGAAGGAAGGGGAGUAGCUGCCAAGACCCUUUCCCCCAAGGCAGUGGAGUAGCUGCCAAGACCCAUUCCUGAAGGCAGUGGAGUAGCUGCCAAGACCCUUUCCUGGAGGCCGUGGAGUAGCUGCCAAGACCCAUUCCUGAAGGCAGUGGAGUAUCUGCCAAGACCCUUUCCUGAAGGCAGUGGAGUUGAUGCCAAGACCCAUUCCUGAAGGAAGGGGAGUAGCUGCCAAGACCCUUUCCCCCAAGGCAGUGGAGUAGCUGCCAAGACCCAUUCCUGAAGGCAGUGGAGUAGCUGCCAAGACCCUUUCCUGGAGGCCGUGGAGUAGCUGCCAAGACCCAUUCCUGAAGGCAGUGGAGUAUCUGCCAAGACCCUUUCCUGAAGGCAGUGGAGUUGAUGCCAAGACCCAUUCCUGAAGGAAGGGGAGUAGCUGCCAAGACCCUUUCCCCCAAGGCAGUGGAGUAGCUGCCAAGACCCAUUCCUGAAGGCAGUGGAGUAGCUGCCAAGACCCUUUCCUGGAGGCCGUGGAGUUGAUGCCAAGACCCUUUCCUGGAGGCAGUGGAGUAGCUGCCAAGACCCUUUCCUGAAGGCAGUGGAGUAUCUGCCAAGACCCUUUCCUGAAGGCAGUGGAGUUGAUGCCAAGACCCAUUCCUGAAGGAAGGGGAGUAGCUGCCAAGACCCUUUCCCCCAAGGCAGUGGAGUAGCUGCCAAGACCCAUUCCUGAAGGCAGUGGAGUAGCUGCCAAGACCCAUUCCUGGAGGCAGCGGAGUAGCUGCCAAGACCCUUUCCUGAAGGCAGUGGAGUAGCUUUCAAGACCCAUUCCUGAAGGCAGUGGAGUAGCUGCCAAGACCCAUUCCUGAAGGCCGUGGAGUUGAUGCCAAGACCCAUUCCUGAAGGCAGUGGAGUAGCUGCCAAGACCCUUUCCUGAAGGCAGCGGAGUAGCUGUCAAGACCCAUUCCUGGAGGCCGUGGAGUUGAUGCCAAGACCCUUUCCUGGAGGCAGCGGAGUAGCUGCCAAGACCCUUUCCUGAAGGCAGUGGAGUAGCUGCCAAGACCCUUUCCUGGAGGCAGCGGAGUAGCUGUCAAGACCCAUUCCUGGAGGCCGUGGAGUUGAUGCCAAGACCCUUUCCUGGAGGCAGUGGAGUAGCUGCCAAGACCCUUUCCUGAAGGCAGUGGAGUUGAUGCCAAGACCCAUUCCUGAAGGCCGUGGAGUUGAUGCCAAGACCCAUUCCUGAAGGCAGUGGAGUAGCUGCCAAGACCCUUUCCUGAAGGCAGCGGAGUAGCUGUCAAGACCCAUUCCUGGAGGCCGUGGAGUUGAUGCCAAGACCCUUUCCUGGAGGCAGCGGAGUAGCUGCCAAGACCCUUUCCUGAAGGCAGUGGAGUAGCUGCCAAGACCCUUUCCUGGAGGCAGCGGAGUAGCUGUCAAGACCCAUUCCUGGAGGCCGUGGAGUUGAUGCCGAGACCCUUUCCUGGAGGCAGUGGAGUAGCUGCCAAGACCCUUUCCUGAAGGCAGUGGAGUUGAUGCCAAGACCCAUUCCUGAAGGCCGUGGAGUUGAUGCCAAGACCCUUUCCUGAAGGCAGUGGAGUAGCUGCCAAGACCCUUUCCUGAAGGAAGUGGAGUUGAUGCCAAGACCCUUACUAAUAUAAAGGCAGUGGAGUUGAUGCAAAACCUUAGAGAGGGGAGCAAGUCAAAAUGGUAUACCAGGGGUAUGUCAAAAUGGACCAAAUAAAAUUGCAAAAUGGCAAAUAGAAAAUUAAAAACAGCCAUCCUAGCCCAUACUUUAAAUGAUUAUCAACAUCAUUAAUGCUAAAUGUGACUAUUACUAUGAUGUUACAAUGAAUGGAGAACAACACUUCUUUGAUUCACAAAUCCAUUUAUAUAUGUCAUUAACUUUUAUUCAAGGCACCUGUGUUAAAACUGUAACUUUCUUCAUUAUUGUAUUUAUUGUAUUGAUAAGAAUCUACUCUGCCCAUGUGCAGGCCAGAUUGCAAAAAUACAUGCACAGACAACUGAUGUCUUACUGUCAGAAUGGCUUCAGCACUGUGUUGGGCUGAUUGAUCCUAUACAUUUAUUACUCUCAAAAAGAAAACUCCUCAUGAAUUGUCAUGAAUUGAUUGUACAUAUGUUGUGUUGACGUGUAUUGAUUGUAUAUAUGUUGUGUUGACGUGUAUUGAUUGUACAUAUGUUGUGUUGACGUGUAUUGAUUGUACAUAUGUUGUGUUGACGUGUAUUGAUUGUACAUAUGUUGUGUUGACGUGUAUUGAUUGUACAUAUGUUGUGUUGGCGUAUAUUGAUUGUAUAUAUGUUGUGUUGACGUGUAUUGAUUGUACAUAAGUUGAAUUGACGUGUAUUGAUUGUACAUAUGUUGUGUUGACGUGUAUUGAUUGUACAUAUGUUUUGUUGACGUGUAUUGAUUGUACAUAUGUUGUGUUGACGUGUAUUGAUUGUACAUAUGUUGUGUUGACGUGUAUU